AGUUGAUCGACCAUUGACACACUGGAAUGUUGCCAAUAAUCUGGUGGCUCGGAAUUAUAGUAUGCAGUUUACUGCGUAUACAACUUACAGAUACGGCCAAGUUAAUUCCACACAUGGGCUACUAUAUAGAAAUGAAGCAAAUGGAUUGCGUGGGCAAUCCCAACUAUUUCGCCGACAUGUACUGCAGGAUCAUACCUCCUAAAAACCGGACCAUGGAGGCAUCUUUGAAUGUAAUGCAACCGAUGAGUGCCUUCAGUGGUUCACUUCGAGUGUCUAUACCCAAUGCCAAAAAGGUCAUGACCCAGAUAUUUGACAUCACCUUCGAUGGGUGCAAGGUUCUACGGGAACGCAAGCGCAAGAUCAUUAUCGAUCUUUUGGUCAACACUUUGGCCAAGAACGGUAGUGGAAAGCUUUGGAGAUGUCCUAUUUCAAAGGGUAAAUUUGAAUCGAGAAACAUUUCGGUUACCGAUCUACCGCCAAUGCUAACCGAAUCGGAGUUUUUGGUGAACUUGGACUUCUUUAUACCCAAGGUUGCCACUGUCAUGAAUGUCACCUUGCAUGGACAUCUUUAUGAAGUUGCAAAGGAAAGACACAGGCGGAAGAAAUAUUUGUAACUUCUGUUGUACACUGUAUUCAAAUAAAUAUAUAUAAUUCAAAAAGAAGAAACAAAUUUA
Drosophila erecta is the source of this 674-nucleotide messenger RNA. RefSeq lists its product as uncharacterized. NCBI's taxonomy places the organism in Eukaryota, Metazoa, Arthropoda, Insecta, Diptera, Drosophilidae. The transcript has 3 exons. The record is from RefSeq and is a predicted model, not a curated record. The coding region runs from base 27 to 614 and encodes 195 amino acids.